Molecule: messenger RNA, 1798 nt
Organism: Anguilla anguilla (European eel)
Lineage: Eukaryota; Metazoa; Chordata; Actinopteri; Anguilliformes; Anguillidae
Gene: ppil6
Product: peptidylprolyl isomerase (cyclophilin)-like 6
Exons: 8
Coding region: 74-961 (295 amino acids)
Biological process (GO): protein peptidyl-prolyl isomerization
Molecular function (GO): peptidyl-prolyl cis-trans isomerase activity
Source: RefSeq, a predicted model, not a curated record
UUGCUAUAGAGACCGAUACGUGUUUGCAGCUCAGGCAUCCACAGAUUUUCCAAACAAAAAGUAUGAGCCUGACAUGGUCAUGGACUCUGAAAUGCAGCUUGAGAUAGUUGGUCUUUUGAAAGAGCACAACUUUCAAAUCGCCCUAGGGACUGCAGAGGGUUUGAAACAGAAGUUUCCUGCGUCGUUCUCGGAUGUAAAGAUUCGUCCGUUGCAUGAGUGUGACUGGCACGAAUAUUUAACCAGUAAGAAAAAGGAACUGAAAGGUGAGGUGUGGGAAUACAAAGGCAAACUGAUGUGCUUUGUCAACUCUCAACUUCUCGGUGAUGAAAGAGACUUGUCAAGGUGGGCUGUGGAACAGUGGGGGUUCACCUUUCGGAGACCGCACGCACUGUACCUGGCUCUGACCGAAGACUACUACACCAGACACCUACGGAGCAGUGGGCACACAUUUGUAUUCAUGGAUAUUGAAAUCGAAGGAGAGCCGGUUGGAAGGUUAUUGUUUGAGCUCUUUUCAGAUCUGUGUCCGAAGACGUGCAAGAAUUUCCAGGCACUGUGUGCCGGAGAUGCGGGUCUGUCAGGGCGCAACAUCGCGCUGACCUACAAGGGAUCCGUAUUUCAUCGGGUCGUCCCCAAUGGCUGGAUUCAGGGUGGAGAUAUUUCACCUGGGGCAAGAGGAAAUGGUGGAGAAUCAAUUUAUGGACCAACAUUUGAAGAUGAAAGCUUUGCAGUGCCUCACAGUAAGAGAGGGAUCUUAGGAAUGGCCAAUCAGGGGACUCACACCAAUGGAUCCCAGUUCUACAUCACCCUGCAGCCUGCCCAUUGGAUGGACCGGAAAUAUGUGGCUUUUGGACAAGUGAUUGAAGGCACAGAAGUACUAAAGAAGCUGGAGGUUGUCCCCACCUACAACGAGAGGCCUGAGGACGAGUGUAAAGUCGCUGACUGUGGGGUAUUUCGGCCUUGAUGUUAAACUUAUUUUAAAAAGCUAUUUUUUGCUAUAGAAAGCCAAUUAAGCGCAAUUACACUCAACUGCAUUGCACCUUUUUUUUGUAUGAGAUCAAGGUAAUUACACAGUAACGCUGUUUUUUAUGGAUUACACCAAGAUGGUGUAAUCCAUACUGGAAGAAUGAUAAUAGUAAAGUAAUAGUGUUUUCAUGACUUAUGGUCUUUGGGGAAACACUAUGCAUGGAAGCCAUUACUCGGGAUUGAGAACUGACCGUGAACUUAAAUGAAUAAAAGUGGCAAAUAAUAAUCCUUUGAAAGCUUUGGGUGAAUAAACUGCAUAAGGUUUCAUGCUACACAGAGAUCAGAUUAUGGGAAACAAAGAGGAUUAUGUUAAUGCUAAGCUAUUUGUGUCACAAAUCUGGGGUAAAGGUUUCAAGUGGUGCCCAACGUUUGUCAGGGAAAAGGAUGUGCCAGGAAAUCAGUGACUUGGAAAAAUCUGUUCAUCUGAAAUUGAAAGUUGUACAACAGUGCAAUACGCCAUUGGGCAAGUGACUGGCAACCACAGCAGAAUACAAAAUACAACUGCAAGUAUGGAAUCUGCAGAUGAAAGUUUAUAAAGUAUGGUUAUUUUACUGAGUACCUGCUUAAAGUGUCUGAGAUAAAAAUGUGUUCUUUGUACAACAAGCGAUGUCUUGUUCUUUGUAUUUGUUUAAUUCAUAUUUUUCUCCCUUGUUCUGAAUACCCACUGGGUAUUCAGGCCCUACAUUGUUUUCCUAACACUGUAAUAUGAUAUCAUUGUGAAAAAACAAAGCAUGUGGUGCAAACAUUCAGUGUUAAAUUAAACUUUUUUUCUUUG